GCCCUAAACUCAUCGAACCCGCCGCGAGUCUCUGCAGAGUGAGGAAGACGACUCGUCCAUGGCUGACGUUGAGAAUCAGCAGGAGUCUUCGUUUCCGGUGAAGCGGAAGUCGGAUCUCUGUUGCCAAGAGGAGGAUCAUGUGCCGAGCAAAGCUCAGAAGCUUGAUCCGUCGUCGAAUUCUAAAGACGGAGAAGUUAACGGAAGCGGCGUCGAGAAUCUUGCAGCUGAAGAGAAGAAAGAAGGUGGAGAUGGAGAAGACGAGGAUGAAGAAGAAGAGGAGGAGGAGGAGGUUGAUAGGAAAGGGAAAGGCAUAUCGAGAGAGGAUAAAGGAAAAGGAAAAAUGAUCGAAGUUGAGGAGAGUGACGAGAGUGAUGAUGAUGAUGAUGAAGACGACGAAGAUGGCGAUGAAUAUGAUGAAAGUGAUUUGUCAGACGAUCCUUUGGCGGAGGUGGAUUUGGAUAAUAUCCUACCGUCGAGGACUAGGAGACGAUCGAUCCAGCCUGGAGUUUUCAUCUCUAAUGACCGUGGUGGAGUUAACGAGGAUGAUGAUGAUGAUAGCAGCGACGAUAGUGACGCUUAAAACGUUGGUUAGUGUUGAGAUUUUAGUAAAGAGAGUUCGUCUCUUGUUCAGUGGUUAUUGGUCUUAAUCUAGUGUUUGGAACUCUUGAACCGAAGUGUGUUAUAUAUAUAUAUAUCUAUGAUGUUAUUCAGUUA
Molecule: messenger RNA, 714 nt
Organism: Brassica rapa (field mustard)
Lineage: Eukaryota; Viridiplantae; Streptophyta; Magnoliopsida; Brassicales; Brassicaceae
Product: histone H2A.Z-specific chaperone CHZ1
Source: RefSeq, a predicted model, not a curated record